UCUUAUUUGUAGUGGUAAAUUCUUGUCAAGAGUUUUGGAAACGUUGGGAAAAAGUUUCUUGUCCAUCAUACAAAAACUGCCAAUAUUCAAAGAAAUCAUUUAUUCGAAUAUACCCCUCAUUUUUAUUUAUCGGUUGCCGGAACGAAACGAUUGACUCUCGUUUCACGCAAUGUUUGGACGUUAAUAUAACUGUAAAAUCAAUAACAUUUUCUAAUUGUUAUUUGUCGGGAAUCGAUUUAGGAAAUUUCACGUUCGGGCACGAAAUCGAAAGCAUCGAAAUAAUGCCUUCAGUAUACUCGCACAGAAGAAACUUCGACAGCGCUUCAUUUAGUAAUAUGUCGUCUCUGAAAUCUGUCGAAAUUCAUCGUGUGUGGACUUCCGAAUUGUUUAAUAUGACUUUCCGCAAUGUUUCUUCUCUGACUUCUUUGAUAAUUGAUAUGUAUAAUUUUACUUUAUUUCCGAAUAAACCUUUCCGAGAUUUAAUUAAUCUUACCGAAUUACAUAUCAUGAUGGGAGAGUUAAAAUUUUUACCAGCGGAUCUAUUUUACAAUCUUCAAAAUUUGAGAAGUUUGUUCUUAGAUAGCAAUGAAAUCGAAUUGAUUCAUUCGCACGCCUUUAGAAAUCUCACUCGACUGGAACAUUUAUCUUUAACAAUGAAUAAAAUUAAAAAUUUACAUAGUGACACGUUGAAAGGACUCUCUAACUUAAAUACAUUUUUUAUUAAUUAUAAUUAUCGAUUAUCGGUAAUUCCCGCCGGAUUAUUCAAAGGACUGCGCAACUUGACGGAAUUUCAAGCAACGGGUUGUUCCAUUUCCGAACUCGAAGACGACGUAUUUUCUGACUUAAUUAAUUUAGAGUCCAUUUCUUUAGAUUCGAACGAAAUUGAAUAUCUCCCGCCAAAUCUUCUGAAAAAUAACAAACUGCUGACACGAUUUUCAUGUUCGGAAAAUAAAAUAUCGACACUUCCGACAGGAAUUUUUCACGGACUUUCUGAACUGCGAUCGUUAACGUUGCAAAAAAACCGUUUACAAAAUCUUCCCGAAAAUGUUUUCCAGAAUUUGUCGUCAUUGCAAAGUCUCGAUUUAUCAAUAAAUCGCCUAACUUUUUUGCACGAAAAUAUAUUCCUCCCAUUGACUAAUUUAACGCGUCUCGAUCUGUCUUACAACAAUUUAACUAAAAUUAUGGGUGAGCGUCCUUUUGGCAGCAGCAAGCAUCUAACUGACGUCUUUUUAAAUAAUGCGGGUUUGACACAAUGGCCGAUAAUAAAUUGGGCACAAUACAACUUAACUAGAGUCGAUUUCUCAAAUAAUCGUUUCGAAACCGUCAAAUUACCAAUUUACACACCAAAUCGCGUGAAAAUUUACCUAUCAGAUUGUAAAAUCAGAACAAUUUACAUCGAUGACAGGAAAUAUGGAUAUCAAAUGCCGUCUUAUGAUUUAAGUAAUAACGAAAUUACUUGCGAUCACAAACUGCAGCAAUUCGUUUUUGCCCUUAAAUCAAAUAUGGAAGUGGCAAAACGAAUAUUUCCAGAUAUAGAGAAGACGAAAUGUUACGGAGAAGAAAGAAAUUUGCUGGAUAAUACAUCGCUCGUAGUGAUAGGAAAUUAUUGUCCGAUGAAUUGCGAAUGUUCAUUCGAACAAAAUCACGUGAUAGUCAAUUGUUCCGGAAAGGGAAUUGAUAGAAUUCCCAAUGUUCUCGUCCCGAAUGCGACGUUUGUCGAUUUGAGUAAUAAUUACAUAAACGUCUUGUCAGAUGGCGAUUGUGUGAUGUGGAGAAACGUCAUCCAUCUACGUCUGAGUAAUAAUUCGAUAAGUAAUAUUUGGGAUUGCGUCCUUUUGCCAAACAUCAAAUGGCUCUGGUUGGACGGAAACCGGUUAACCGAAUUAUCUUACGGAUUAAUGAACUUGAUCGACGCUUCUACAGAAUUUAAGAUUUACUUGUCCAGAAACAAUUGGAAUUGCCAUUGCCAUUCGCUUUUUACGAAGGACUGGUUAAUUAGAAACCGGCAGAAAAUUGCAGAUUUCUCCGAUGUUAACUGCAGAAGAAAUUCUUCUUCUGUGUCUUUCAUCGAAAUUGUUUCCAAUGACGAAUGCACAGAAGUUCCAAAAAUAAAUUUGACAUCUUCAGUAAAUCACUCUUCUUCGAACGAAGAUUGUUUCCGUGAAGUUAGUUCAGUUUUUGAAUGGAAAAUCGCAGUGGCCGUUCUUGCUUUUCUACUGUUAUUCAGUUGGAUUAUUCUUGCUUACUUUGUUUAUUGUCGCAAAAAACGAAACGUCGACGAAGUGGCAAAGCCCAAGGAAGAAGAAGUGAUUUAUUAUAAUGUUCACACCUGACAAAUUCUGUAAUUCGGAUAAUUAAAAUGCCCCGAGUUCCAUCGCUUUGAUGAAUAAUUGCUCAUAAAUUGCUAUUAUUUUUUGUUUGCUUCUAUCGAAAUUAUUUU
Centruroides sculpturatus (bark scorpion) is the source of this 2440-nucleotide messenger RNA. RefSeq names its product protein toll-like. Gene Ontology annotation, cellular component: extracellular matrix. Gene Ontology annotation, molecular function: protein binding. The coding region runs from base 282 to 2333 and encodes 683 amino acids. The record is from RefSeq and is a predicted model, not a curated record. Lineage: Eukaryota; Metazoa; Arthropoda; Arachnida; Scorpiones; Buthidae. The transcript has 2 exons.